This is a messenger RNA of Setaria italica (foxtail millet), 2540 nucleotides long. RefSeq names its product wall-associated receptor kinase 2. The transcript is spliced from 3 exons. The coding region runs from base 158 to 2494 and encodes 778 amino acids. Gene Ontology annotation, cellular component: plasma membrane. The record is from RefSeq and is a predicted model, not a curated record. Gene Ontology annotation, molecular function: polysaccharide binding; protein serine/threonine kinase activity; calcium ion binding. Gene Ontology annotation, biological process: cell surface receptor signaling pathway; protein phosphorylation. Lineage: Eukaryota; Viridiplantae; Streptophyta; Magnoliopsida; Poales; Poaceae.
GCUUAGGUCCCUCUUACGUGGACCCGCGUUCGCAACGGAUUGGAUUCCGCGUUUGCAUUCCAGUAUAGCUCUGGCGAGAGCAGCUCGAGUCCUAAAGUAGAACUAGCAGCAACUAGCAAGUAACAUAUACUGUGUAGAUACCGUCAAGCGUCAAUCCAUGGCGCCGCUAACCAUGGCAGCAGCAGUGCUAUUAGCGGCGGCGGCGGCGGCGGUGAUCAUGUCAGCGGCGUCGGCACAGAGCGCGGUUGCGGCAGCCGCCCCGCUGCCACUGGUGGCUCCAGCGCCUAUCGGGCUCCCCAACUGCACCACCUCCUGCGGCGACGUGCAGGUGCCGUACCCCUUCGGCCUGGGCCCGCCGCGCUGCUCCUGGCCGGGCUUCAACCUCACCUGCGACGACACCGGCCGCCCCGGCGGCGCGCCGCGGCUGCUCCUCGGCGACGGCACCCUCGAGGUCGCCGACAUCUCCCUCCGCAACACAACCAUCCGCGUCGUCCGCCGCGGCGACGUCGCCAACAUCUCCUCCGGCCGGAACGUCACGUUCGGCCGCAGCUUCACGGGCUACACCGGGUACACGCUGUCGGACCGCAACGAGCUCGUCCUCUCCGGCUGCAACGUCAUGGCGACGCUGGUCGGGGACCUCGACGAGUACUCCAACGUCAUCAGCGGCUGCGCCUCCUUCUGCUCCUACUCAAACACCAGCAAGGCCGAGAUCCGGCAGCCCGCCGGCAAGUACUGCUCCGGCCUGGGCUGCUGCCAGGCGCCGGUCACCAUCAACAGCCGGCCCGAGGGCGUGCAGGUCACCUGGCUCAGGGGCGGCGACAAGCGGCAGCAGGACCUCCUGCGGCUGGACCCGUUCGUGGUCGUCGCCGAGAAGGGGUGGUUCGACCAGAGGCCCGUGGCGGACCAGCUGGUGGGGCCCCCAGGCCAGCGCCAGAGGUCGGACGCAGCCAUGGUCGAGGCCCCCCUCGUCCUGCAGUGGACGUUCACCAACGUAGCCCCACGCGACGAGAGGUACCCCGGGCCGGCGUGCUCGCCGGAGGUCGCCCAGAGGCUCUGCAAGAGCGCCAACAGCGAGUGCAAGAACAACGGCGACGACUACUCGUGCCAGUGCCGAGGGGGCUACGACGGCAACCCUUACCUUGACGGCGGAUGCCAAGAUAUCAACGAGUGCAAGCUGUCACCGGAGGUCAAUGGCUGCUUCGGCGACUGCUCCAACACGGAGGGUGGGUUCGUCUGUCGGUGCCCGCCACGGACCCAUGGUGACCACACUCAAAGAGGUGGCUGCGCGCCGUCUUCUUUGACGGGUUUCAGCGUUGGCAUAGGUCUAGGUAGCGGUGCAGGCCUUUUAGUUUUGGUUCUCAUUGCAAUAGUUGUUACCCGAAAGCUCAGACAUAGGAGGGUUAGAAUGCUGAAACAAAAGUUCUUCACCCAGAACCGUGGGCAGUUGUUGCAUCAAUUGGUAUCGCAAAGGGCGGACAUUGCUGAAAGAAUGAUCAUAACGAUAGAUGAGCUCUCAAAGGCAACAAACAACUUCGACAAGUCGCGUGAGAUCGGCGGUGGAGGGCACGGAACUGUGUACAAGGGGAUUCUAUCGGACCUACGUGUCGUGGCCAUCAAGAAGUCGAAGAUAACUGUCCAGAAAGAAAUCGAUGAGUUCAUAAACGAGGUAGCCAUCCUCUCUCAGAUAAAUCAUAGGAACAUAGUGAAACUUCUAGGAUGUUGCUUGGAGACGGAGGUCCCGUUGUUGGUUUAUGAGUUCAUUUCCAACGGAACUCUUUUUCAGCACCUUCAUGUUGAAGGGCCAAGUUCACUAUCAUGGGGCAACAGAUUGAGGGUUGCAACUGAAACCGCUAAAGCUCUUGCAUAUCUUCACUCAUCAGUUUCAAUCCCUGUGAUACAUAGAGAUAUCAAGUCCAGUAACAUACUUCUUGAUGAUACUAUGACAUCAAAGGUUUCAGACUUCGGAGCUUCAAGGUACGCUCCAAUGGAUAAAACAGGGUUAACCACAAAGGUGCAAGGGACUAUUGGAUAUCUGGACCCUUCAUACUUCUACACGGGCCGUCUUACUGAGAGAAGCGAUGUGUUUAGCUUUGGUGUCAUUCUUGUGGAGUUGCUCACCAGGAAGAAACCAUUUUCAUAUUUGACCUCUGAUGGUGAAGGCCUUGUUUCACAUUUUAUGAGUCUUCUUGAAGAGGGAAAUAUUUCCCAAAUAUUGGAUCCACAAGUUAUAGAGGAGGGUGGCAAAGAAGUCCAAGAAGUCGCCAGACUUGCAGCAUCAUGCAUAAAUUUAAGAGGUGAGGAACGACCUACCAUGCCACAGGUGGAGCAUGCACUCGAAGGUCUUCAGGUAACCAAGAAUAAAGAUUUUAUGGUAAAAGAUGAAUUUGAGGAUGAUGAUGAUGAUGAUGAUGAUGAUAACAUUGUGAUGAAUCGUCUGUCAUCCAAAGAAGUGCAAAGGAUCAGAGAAUGUAAUCAAGCAGAUACAGUUUGGUAGGCAGCUUCGGUUCCAUGUGCAUUAGGAUUAAUAAAGCAUUAUUAAA